AUGGCUACCCUUUCUCUCCACACUUGCAAAGUUCAGCAGCCCGAGGCAACCAUUAACAGAAUUCACAUUUUCCUCCACUUCACAGCCAUACUAUUCCUACUUUACUACAGGACCACCCGUCUCUUCCUUGAAAAAAAUGUUCCCACAUUAGCAUGGUCCCUCAUCUCCACCUCCGAGCUCAUCCUCACCAUCAUUUGGAUUCUCAUUCAAGCCUUCAGGUGGCACCCAGUGUCACGUUCUGCUAUCCCGGAGAAUAUACCUGGAGGCAUUGAAUUACCGGGGCUUGAUGUGUUUGUAUGCACACUGGACCCAAAAAAAGAGCCUACAAUAGAAGUGAUGAACACUGUUUUAUCGGCCAUGGCACUAGACUACCCGCCCGAGAAGCUCUCAGUGUAUCUUUCAGAUGAUGGGGGUUCUAAUAUUACAUUGUAUGCUAUAAAAGAAGCAUGUUCUUUUGCUAAGUCAUGGCUACCAUUUUGUAAGAAAUAUGGGAUUAAGUCAAGGUGCCCUGUGGCUUAUUUCUCAUCAUAUGCUGAUGAUGAGCGGCUUCUUUGCAGUGAUGAGUUCAGGAUAGAGGAGCAGAAAAUCAAGGCCAAAUAUGAUGAAUUCAAAGGAAAAGUUGAGAAAGUUGGUGGCGAAGAUGAAAACAACAAAGUUGUGCCAGACCGCCCACCGCGCGUCGAGAUAAUACAUGACAACAAAAACAACGAAGAGAACGUUGAGGACCAAACUCAGAUGCCUCUUCUUGUCUAUGUCUCUCGGGAAAGAAGACCAUCAUGCCCUCAUCGUUUUAAAGCCGGAGCCCUCAACACCUUGCUUCGAGUUUCGGGAGUAAUCAGCAAUGGCCCCUACUUAUUGGUGCUAGACUGUGACAUGUACUGCAAUGAUCCUACAUCUGCUCGCCAAGCAAUGUGCUUCCAUCUUGAUUCCGAGUUAUCUCACUCACUUGCCUUUGUUCAAUACCCUCAAAUUUUCUACAAUAUUAGCAAGAAUGACAUAUAUGAUGGUCAAGCAAGACCUGCUUACAAGACAAAGUGGCAAGGCAUGGAUGGGCUAAGAGGGCCAUUACUCUCUGGAACUGGCUUUUACUUGAAAAGGAAGGCAUUAUAUGGGAAACCUAAUCAAGAAGAUUUGUUUCUAUCUGAGCCUGAAAAGAAUUUUGGUACUUCCUGCAAGUUCAUAUACUCGCUAAAGGGCAAUAAUGAACAAUUUGUAGCCAAGAAGGACGAUUCAAGGGAUGCAAUUUUAGAAGAGUCCAGACUCUUAGCUAAUUGUGCAUUUGAAGCAAACACAGAAUGGGGAAAAGAGAUAGGAUUCUCGUAUGAUUGUUUGUUGGAGAGUACAUUCACAGGGUAUCUUUUGCACUGCAAGGGGUGGAUAUCAGUGUAUCUUUACCCCAAGAGACCAUGUUUCUUAGGGUGUACCACCAUUGAUAUGAAGGAUGGCAUGGUUCAGCUUAUGAAGUGGUUUUCCAAUUUGGUACAGGUUGGGCUCUCGAAAUUCAGUCCUCUUACAUAUGGGGUUUCAAGAAUGUCCGUUCUUCAAAGCAUGUGUUAUGGAUACUUCACUUUCUCAUCCUUUCUCUCUGUCGCUCUUCUCUUAUAUGGCACGGUUCCUCAAGUGUGUCUCCUGAAUGGCAUUCCUUUAUACCCUAAGGUUUCAGACCCAUGGUUUGCUGUGUUUGUGGCAAUUUACACGUCCUCCCUUUUCCAGCACUUAUAUGAGGUCCUCUCAAGUGGUGGCUCAAUUAUGACUUGGUGGAAUGAACAAAGAAUUUGGAUAAUAAAGUUAAUUUCUGGGUGCUUAUUUGGAGUUCUGGAUGCCAUCAUGAAGUGUUUAUGCAGAAAGAAAGUGGAUUUAAGCUUAACAAAUAAAGCUGUUGACAAAGAAAAGUUUGAGAAAUAUGAAAAAGGUAAGUUCGAUUUUGAAGGGGCUGCCAUGUUCCUGGUCCCCUUGUUAAUACUGGUCCUAUUAAACAUUGUUUGCUUCUUUUGUGGGCUAAGAAGAGUGGUAAUUGAGAAGAGUUUGGAUGAGAUGUUUGGACAAGUUUUCCUUUCGUUCUUCAUUCUAAUUCUGAGUUAUCCGAUUCUUGAAGGAAUGGUGACAAAAGGAAAGGGAAAAUAG
Molecule: messenger RNA, 2124 nt
Organism: Quercus lobata
Lineage: Eukaryota; Viridiplantae; Streptophyta; Magnoliopsida; Fagales; Fagaceae
Product: cellulose synthase-like protein G1
Exons: 8
Coding region: 1-2124 (707 amino acids)
Biological process (GO): cellulose biosynthetic process
Cellular component (GO): membrane
Molecular function (GO): cellulose synthase (UDP-forming) activity
Source: RefSeq, a predicted model, not a curated record